GUGAGGGGUCGGUUCGGCGGAAGUGGGUUUGAGCGGUGAAGUUUUGGCUCUGGCGGCUUGGCCUGUUGUGGGGAGGUUCGAGGGUUUAUUUGUUUUUCUUGUGGUUCAUUCCCCCGCCCUGGGUUUUCGGGCGUCCGGCCGGAAGUUUUCCGGCUUCGUUGGUUUAAAUUUUUUUGUGGGUUUUCAAAAGAAACAUUUUUUUAACUCGGUCAGCAGAUCUGUGGGGUUUAACAUAUGAGCGUUUCACUGGUGGCCGUACGUCUGGAGCUGGCGAACCAUUCGCACCAUCCGGAGGGUUUCGACUAUUGCGCUGUCAAUAUGGCAGAUGAUGAGAGUAAAGAGAAGAAAUCGCUCAGUUCAGCAAAGCUCUUGCUGGAGGGUAAAACAACUGGAGAAAAAUCCACUAUCUUGCAUCAACACAUUGGUCGUAGAGAGAUGAGAGACAUGGUAAUUGAAACUAUAACCUCCAACAAAGACAAAGGUACUGUGGAAAGUGUACUGAAAUCUGAGCAAAAGACAACAUAUGGCACCGACCCUGUGGAGAAAGCAAGUACUGCUGAUCCGAAUGACAAUAGUAAAGUGUGCAAGGAUCAGAGUGGGAAUACACCAGACUCGCCAUCUAAACAGCUGCCUGACCAAAUUUCUUUCUUUAGUGGGAAUUCAUCAGUUGAAGUGGUACAUGGAAUCAUGCAUCUCUACAAAACUGACAAGAUGACGUCCUUAAAAGAAGAUGUGAGGCGUAGUGCCAUGUUAUGCAUCCUUACUGUCCCAGCCACCAUGACCAGCCAUGAUCUUAUGAGGUUUGUUGCUCCAUUUGAUGAUUCGAUUGAGCACAUGAAAAUAAUAAGAGACUCCACCCCAAACCAGUAUAUGGUUCUCGUCAAAUUUUGUUCACAGGCGGAAGCAGACAGCUUUUAUACUGCCUGUAAUGGUCGGCAAUUUAAUUCUAUUGAGGAUGAUGUUUGCCAGUUGGUAUACGUGGAAAGAGCUGAGGUCAUCAAAUCUGAGGAUGGAGCCAGUCUUCCUGUAAUGGGUGUAACUGAGUUACCACCGUGCAUUGUGUGCCUUGAAAGAAUGGAUGAAUCUGUAAAUGGUGUUCUAACAAUACUCUGUAAUCACAGCUUUCAUAGUCAUUGCUUGCAACACUGGGAGGACACAACGUGCCCAGUUUGCAGAUACUGUCAGACCCCGGAGCCAGUUGAAGAAAAUAAAUGUUUUGAGUGUGGAGUCCAGGAGAACCUGUGGAUUUGUUUGAUAUGUGGACACAUAGGAUGUGGCCGAUACGUCAGCCGUCAUGCGUAUAAACACUUUGAAGAAACACAACACACGUAUGCCAUGCAGCUCACUAAUCACAGAGUCUGGGACUAUGCUGGAGAUAACUAUGUUCAUCGCCUGGUGGCCAGUAAAACAGAUGGAAAAAUUGUCCAGUAUGAGUGUGAGGGUGACACUUGCCAGGAUGAAAAGAUUGAUGCCCUUCAGUUAGAGUAUUCAUACCUCCUGACCAGUCAGCUAGAAUCUCAACGCAUCUAUUGGGAAAACAAAAUAGUACACUUGGAGAAGGAUGCAGCAGAAGAGAUCAACAAUAUGAAAAUAAAAUUCAAAGAAACCAUUGAAAAGUGCGACAGUCUGGAACAGAAGUUGAAUGAACUGAUGAAAGACAAACAAGCUCUCGAGAGAAAGUGUUCUCAGUUGAACAACAGAGUUUUGAAAUUGGGCACUGAACUGAAAGAGGAACAAGAAAUGAACAAGUGCCUGCGAGCUAAUCAGAUUCAGCUGCAAACCAAACUGAAGGAAGAAGAAAAAAAGCUGAAGGACACAUGUGAUGAGAAGGACAGGCAGAUUACAGAGGUGCAAGAGCAGCUGCGAGAUGUCAUGUUCUACCUGGAGACUCAGCAGAAAAUCAAUCAAAUGCCAGCCGACACCCGACAGGAGAUUCAAGAGGGACAGAUAAAUAUUGCAGUGGCAUCUGCUGCAUCGUCACCUGGAGCCAUAACCAAACAGACCUCCAGGAGAGGAAGAGGCAAAAGGAGCAAAUAGUUGAACUUUCUCAUUUUUGAAAGAGGAAGGAAAAAAAAACAAAACAAAAAAACCUCCUGGGAGGUGUGUGUAUAUUUGCUUAUUUUCAGUGCUGACUACUACCAUACUUGUGUUAUCUAUGAGUCUAUAUUCAAGAAUUGCCAGUUUUUUGGCAGUUGGGCUAUAUUCUGCAUUGUGCAGAAAAAUUAUUUAAUACAACAUUAUUGAUUUAUAUUUGCUGGUAUUAGAGCUUAAGUGUAUGAGCCAUGCAAUUGAAAGGUUUGCAGUACAUUUGUCAAAUGUUCAGGGCAUCACAAGCUACUCUAUCACAAUGAAUAAUUCACAGUAAUUUACUGCUCAUGGACACUGGCAUUAAAAUUCUGUCUUAAUAUUUUUCAACUUGCUUGAAAUUCGCAACCUAACUCAUUAGACCCACAAGUCCAGCACUUAGACACACUAUUUGGAUUAUAGGCUGUAUGAUUUAAAUGGAAGUAGCAAUAUAGUUGACACAACCGUCAUUCAAAUCUGUACAGUGUGCAUACCUGGAACACUUUAGGACACAGUGAAUUUAAAAGCAAAUUUUAAUUGUGUUUCUGCACAUCUUUAUUGUUGAAAGUAGAUUUUUUGUGGACUAGGUGAUGAUGUCGAUGAGUACACUGCAUUCCUUUGGAAUUUCAGCAUAACUGUGGCCAAACUAAAUACAUGCUAAUCUCUCUCAGCUGUUAGAUACCUACCUGAAAUAAAUUUGUGCAGUUUAAAUUCAAGUCCAUUGGAGAAAAUUGUCCAUAAUUCAACAUUAAUUGAGAAUUUCAUUUGUAAGCUGGGUAAUGUGGCUAAUGGAAAUGUUAUAGUGGUGGUGUAGCCGGCAUUUAAAGUUAUAUACCUGCCUUGCAAGUAAUGAAUGUUGACAUUAGGGAAGAGUAAAGAUUGCUUAGCAUUAGAAAAGAAUUAAAAGAGUAGAUAUAUAUUGAAAAAAAAAUUAAAUGUGUGUUAAGUUUACUGAAGACAUUUGCAGUUAAUUGAAAGGAUGAGGGUCCGUCAAAUUGACUAACAUAAGCUUUUAACUUUAGAAUAUAAAAAUUACGGUAAGCUGACAAAACCAUUUGUGUGCGUGCACUGACUUUUACAGCCAGGUUUUGUGACGGUAAAACCACAUUUUACCCACUGAUGUGACCAGUAAAUUGACUGUCAACAGGAACAAUAAUUCACAUGUAAAAUGAAAGAAUUCUAAGUAGCAUGUAACACCCAAGAAAUAAAGAUGGGCUGUGCUUCACCAUAAAUCUCACACCCAAAGAAUAAACUGAAUAUCUCACUAAUGUGUCCAGGUGUUCCUUCACUUGCAUCGAGGGCCAUUGCAAAUCAUCCGUAUCUAUAGACCUCCAGUUCUUCCACACUUUGGGGAAUGAAUAUCCUGCAAUAAAUUACUGUUGAUGUGCAAGAGAUUUUGUUUCUCAUUUGCACAAUUUUAUUCUUUACGACUGACUUUACAGCUAAUACAGUUCUUUUUCAUGUAAUUUGUUUUUGUUUUGAGGGAUUUUAUUUUUGGCAAUGCAUAGAUUUUUUGAGUAGAACCCUAUGCAAAUACAAAAUGGCACCAAUCAUACCUAUGUAACGAAGGAUGGAAAAGGAAUUUGGUAGAUUACUAGAGCACCUAAGCUACUUAAAGUCCUCCCUUUCUCUCAUUUGUGGUCAAGUCAGCAGUAAGUAUAUUGUCUAAGGGUUGCAGUACUUAACAAGAAGCUUGGAACACUUGUAAUGCCAGAGCCAGAUGCAAUUGUGUGGUUGCUGUAAAGAAUCAAACUUAGAAAAAAAAAUUGUGUAUUAAUAUAUUAUGUAAUUUAAUUUAAAGAGAGGGAGUGUUUUCAAUUUAUGUACUUCAUUUUUGAAUGAACCUUAAUUCAGAAGUUAUUAAUAUCCUGCAGAUUAUAAAGAAACCUAAAGAUUGAAGUUUACUUGCAUGGUUUCCUGAGUUGAUCUUAUUAUAGUGAUUAAAUAUUUUGAAUGAUAGCUGAUGUAAGACAGCUGUUGAUUGAUGGGUGUUGAGUAAAUUGUCAAGCAGGUAUAUUGAAGGAGAUAUUUUUUCUGCAAGAAAUGUCUGUUACCUGGCUGUGAGGACCACUAGUGUUCACCAUUUUUAAUUACACUGCACAAGAUGGUAAUUUAUUAAAGCAGGUUUUUUUUUAGAUGUUUUGCAACAAAUGUCUCUGAAGAAAAACAUGCAGGUGUAAAUUAUCUACAGCAAAACCAUGUUACUUCUUAAUGGAGGUAUUAAUAUAACCAUUUUGUAAAUAACAUUUUACACACAUUGUUAAUUGAAGGCUGUUGAAUCUUGAAGUGCAAAUUGAUGCAUUUCAGGUCAAACUCUUCAAUCCGGAUCACUGUAUUUUAAUUUUACAUAGAGUGGACUAAAUUAGACACACUAUCUCAAUUCAAUAAACUGAGCAAUAAUUCUGUCAUACGUGUGAAUCAGGCAGUGCAACAUAACUUUUGGCUGUUCAGAAUGGACAAAAUUUUGCUGCAGCCCUAGUUGUGAAAAAACUAUUAUGGGAUUGUUUUAAAAAGAAUAAAAAUUGUGCCACAGUAAA
Molecule: messenger RNA, 4601 nt
Organism: Carcharodon carcharias (great white shark)
Lineage: Eukaryota; Metazoa; Chordata; Chondrichthyes; Lamniformes; Lamnidae
Product: BRCA1 associated protein
Exons: 12
Coding region: 235-2037 (600 amino acids)
Biological process (GO): Ras protein signal transduction; protein ubiquitination
Cellular component (GO): cytoplasm
Molecular function (GO): ubiquitin protein ligase activity; zinc ion binding; nucleic acid binding
Source: RefSeq, a predicted model, not a curated record